AUGGCGAACCAGAACCAAGGCAAGAGUCAGAACCUGGCAGCGGUGCUAGAAAAGCCUAUGGCUAGACUGACGACUGUGUCGCGGCCAAUUGCGACUCCGGGGCCUGACGAACUCGUCGUUCGCAACUACGCCAUUGCGGCCAAUCCUGUGGACUGGAAGAUACAACACUUCGGCGCCGUCAUAAACAAAUAUCCAACAGUCCUGGGAAGUGAUUGCUGUGGCGUGGUUACGGCUGUGGGUUCUGCUAUCUCCAAAUUCAGAAUCGGAGAUAGGGUCACGGGUUUCGCUGCAGUCAUCUACAACAACGACUUGAACCACGGUGCGUGGCAGACAUAUACUGUCUUGAGAGAGAUUGCGACGACCAAGAUCCCCGAUGGCAUGACCUAUAAGGAAGGAUGUGUUUUCCCAAUGGCCAUGGCAACCUCAGCUAUCGCGCUCUUCGUCCAACUCCGAAUAUCACGCCCCACAGGACAGCCAACUCUACAGAAGUCAGGACUUCUGAUCUGGGGUGCCUCCUCCUCAGUUGGAGUAUCGGCUCUGCAAUUGGCUAAGAACCUGGGCUUCAAAGUCUUCGUAACAGCGAGCCCAACCCACCAUCGAUAUCUCCGCUCUCUCGGGGCCUUCGACGUGUUCGAUUAUCAUGACCCCGCAGUGGUUGGCAAAAUUGCUGCUUCCGCUCGCUCUGCCGGGACGCCCAUCAAGCUGGCGUUUGACGCAGUCAUGGAAGGGACGAGUGCAAGGCAGUCUGCAGACGUUCUGACUGCUUUUGGCAGCGCAGGAUCCAAAUUGGUCCUGGUGCUUUCGUGGUCUGAGAAUGAGCCAAAGCCGGAAGGAAUGGAGAUCUCAAUGACUUUAGCGGCGCGGGUAGGAACAGAUCAAUCCGAAUUGGGAGCUUGGUUCUUCAAUGAUUAUCUGCAGAAUUCGUUGAAGAAUGGGAGUAUAGUUCCGGCACCGGAGAUAGAAAUUGCUGGAGGGGGAAUUGCUGCUACUCAGGAGGUCUUCGAUAAGCUCAGGGCAGGCGUCAGUGGGACGAAACUUGUUGCUGGAGAACAGCCUUGCCCCAAAAAUCCCACCUCACCACAAGUCCUCAAUUCAAAUUCUCUCAAACAUGACAACCUAAAACAAAGGAAUCACCACAUCUACUAUCUGAAGAUGCCACUAUUUGCCCUCCCUCUCUCCACAGCCACCAAAGCAUCUACCUCAGCCCGCGUACACUUCACGUCGCGCCUCCUCACCCGAAAACGAAAACGCGCAUCCUCUUCCUCAUCCGAAGAGGAAUAUGCUCAGCAAUACAGCAGCGGCUUGCCACCAGCAUCCACGAACCCAUUGAGCUUAACGCCUGAUGAGAUUGCGCAAUAUAGGCUUGCAGGAUUAGAUUUGAAUGAGGAGAUACCUAGUGUACCGGGGUGGCCUCAUAGAGGACUGCCAGGUGAGAAGCAAUGGUUUACCCCUGAUGUGAAGACGAAACAGAGAGAUGGAAAGGGGAAAAUGAGAGCUGAGGAUGGAGAGGAUAAAGAAAAGGAUAAUAAGGCGGUGCCGGUGCAAGAGACGAAUCGGGGACCGAAGUUACGAAUGCAGCAUCUUAGUGUACUCACAGCAGUGUUGCAGAGAUGUUUGCUAGAGGGCGAUAUAACUCGCGCUAGCCGGACUUGGGCACUGCUGAUCAGAGAGCAAGUUGCGGGAGCUGGGAUGGAUAUCAGAAGUUCUGGAUACUGGGGCAUUGGGGCAGAGUUGCUGAUUCGGAGUGGGGAGAGUAAAGCGAGGAAUAGAUUCCACGCAGACGAGGACUCUGACUAUGAGGCUGAUGAUGAAGACAAUUUGAAUGACAGGGAUAAGGAACUCAAUGAGGAAGGAUGGGGUUCCAAAGACGGACUUCUGAGGGCGAAAGCAUAUUUCGAGAGGCUGAUUCUACAAUAUCCUUACAAGAGACAGUUUCACGGAAGUGUUAGUGCGUUGGACUUUUGGCCUGCGAUGGUAUCAUGCGAAAUAUACGGGAUACAACAUGAACUGAAGCAGAGCUUGAAAAGGAUCGCAAGGGCCGAAGAGAAAGACGAAGACAAAGAUGGGAGUGACAGUGAUAGCGACGUCUUCGAAGAUGCUGAGAGUCAUAUUAGUGAUGAAGACGGCGAUGCUGCUGCUAUUGAGCAAAGAAGGAAAGACAAAAGAAGUUGGCGCAAAGCGGAAAAGAGAUGGGCGCAGAAGGAUGAUGCUCGCCAAACUGCCUUAUUGUCAUCUGAGAACAUAGCCGGGAGGAUGGAUGAGCUCAUGACCAGCCCGCCGUUUUCUGAUAGUCAAACACUAUUGAGGCUUCGAGGCAUGCUUGCGCUUUACAUAGGAGACUUGUCCGUUCCGGCGAUGCCAAUCCAGGAAGAUGAGGAAGGGAACGAUACAGACCGAAGAUUCUUGAUACGGCAAAGGAUCUCUGAUCACGAACGGGGGAAGAGAAGCCUGGAAGAGGAGCAGAUCAAGGCAAGGAAGCUGUUCAAGAAGAUUGCUGAUAGCGGGGACGAUAAUCGUGAUCUCAAUGGUUUAUACCUUGGAGAUGACCAGGAUGAGAUGGAGGUUAGCUAUGAUGAGUAA
Lachnellula hyalina is the source of this 2580-nucleotide messenger RNA. RefSeq names its product Dehydrogenase. The record is from RefSeq and is a predicted model, not a curated record. Lineage: Eukaryota; Fungi; Ascomycota; Leotiomycetes; Helotiales; Lachnaceae. Gene Ontology annotation, cellular component: RNA polymerase I core factor complex. Gene Ontology annotation, molecular function: TBP-class protein binding; RNA polymerase I core promoter sequence-specific DNA binding; RNA polymerase I general transcription initiation factor activity. Gene Ontology annotation, biological process: transcription initiation at RNA polymerase I promoter; nucleolar large rRNA transcription by RNA polymerase I. Bases 1 to 2580 code for a protein of 859 amino acids. The transcript has 2 exons.